GGUCUGCCACCGAAUGUUAUUGCAACUAUUCAGAGUGCCAGAGCUCCAUCUACGAGAUCUGUGUACGAUAUGAAGUGGAGGGCGUUUGAGAGAUGGUGUGUUCAGAAGGGCGUUAUCCCCUUUCAGUGUUCUAUCACCCAUGUACUUACGUUCCUUCAGGAAUUAUUCGAGAAGGGACUGGCCUAUUCUACACUUAAGGUCUACCUGUCAGCGAUUUCAGCAUGCCAUGUAGGCUACGAUGGUGUAUCUCCGGGAGCGCACCCCCUGGCUAACAGAUUUCUGAAGGGCGCUCGACGCCUUCGACCUGCUGUGCGCUCGACCGUUCCCUCUUGGGACCUCUCCUUGGUGCUGAACGCGCUCUCCCAAGCCCCGUUCGAGCCCCUACAGACUGCAAGCAUUAAGGUCCUCUCGUACAAAACUGCCCUCUUGCUGGCCCUUGUCUCAGCUAAAAGGGUGAGCGAGAUCACUGCUCUCUCUAUACACCCCUCCUGUAUGGAAUUCAGUGCGGAUAAUAAUAAUGUCACGCUUCGGCCCAAUGUAGCGUUUAUUCCUAAAGUGUCUAUGUUGUACGGCAGCUGCGAUCUGCAACUGACGUCUUUCAACCCCCCUCCUUUCUCCUCGCAGGAACAGGAGAGGUUACAUUACCUCUGCCCGGUCCGGGCAUUACGCUUGUACAUGGACAAAACUUCUUCAUUCAGGCGUACCGACCAACUAUUUGUUUGCUUUGCAACUAAUUCUAAGGGACAGGCGCUCUCGACACAGAGGCUGUCCCAUUGGAUUGUUGAUGUGAUUGCAAUGGCCUAUCGGGCCUCGGGGAAAGACCCCCCUGCUCUCAGAGCUCACUCUACGAGAGGUGUCGCCGCGUCUUGGGCCGCAUUUAGAGGAGUGCCUGUCCAGACUGUUUGCGCUGCUGCGGGUUGGGUUUCACCGCACACCUUCGUAAAACACUAUCGCCUUGAUGUUACAGCGUCCACGGUGGCUCACGCUGUCCUUGAGGCGGGGGGAUCAAGACCUGUGUGAACUGCUUUGCACUUUCAGCGUGGUUUUUCACUCCCGUUAUUUUUUACUGGUUGGGAAUGAGCAUUCAGGGGCGUAUUUAAAACUCCCAUAGAGUCACAGUCUGUG
Molecule: messenger RNA, 1125 nt
Organism: Engraulis encrasicolus (European anchovy)
Lineage: Eukaryota; Metazoa; Chordata; Actinopteri; Clupeiformes; Engraulidae
Exons: 1
Biological process (GO): DNA recombination; DNA integration
Molecular function (GO): DNA binding
Source: RefSeq, a predicted model, not a curated record